AGCUGCUAAGAAAAACAACAUUUGUUAUUUAACCUUACAAAUUGUAAGGAAAUUAAUUGUAAAUUAUUAUAAAAUUCUGAAUAAAAGUGUAAAAGAAUGUCAUUUACUAUUUUACAAAAGUUAUCUUUAACAUGUUUAAAAGCAGACCAACCGCUGCUAACCACAAUACGUAAUGCCAGUAAGAAAACCGGUGGUAGUACUCGCAACAAAAAAGGACAUCCCAGACCAAAACAUCGUGGAUGGAGAGUACAAGAUGGUCAUUAUGUUUCACAGGGCACUCUAUUGGCCACGCAAUUAACCACCAGAUUUCAUCCAGGUUUAAAUGUUGGCUUCGGCCGUAAUGGUACUCUGUUUGCUAUGGAACAUGGUAAGGUUUAUGUCACCUGCGAACCUAUUGAUCCUAAUUGGGAUCAUACAUGGAUACAACGUCAUUAUGCUGGCCGUGAGGGUCAACCUAUUCAUAAGAAAUUUUUCAAUGUUAUUCCCGAAAAACAACAUCAACGUUUUCGUUUGGUAGAUGAAAUUUAAACGAGUUUUUUUUAAAUAAAUUAAUAAUGUUUUUUAUUGUUUUAAGGUAAACAUUAAUUUAA
Lucilia cuprina (Australian sheep blowfly) is the source of this 590-nucleotide messenger RNA. RefSeq names its product 39S ribosomal protein L27, mitochondrial (gene mRpL27). Gene Ontology annotation, cellular component: mitochondrial large ribosomal subunit; ribosome. The transcript has 3 exons. The record is from RefSeq and is a predicted model, not a curated record. Gene Ontology annotation, biological process: translation. Lineage: Eukaryota; Metazoa; Arthropoda; Insecta; Diptera; Calliphoridae. The coding region runs from base 97 to 528 and encodes 143 amino acids. Gene Ontology annotation, molecular function: structural constituent of ribosome.